Messenger RNA from Pimephales promelas (fathead minnow), 3625 nucleotides. NCBI's taxonomy places the organism in Eukaryota, Metazoa, Chordata, Actinopteri, Cypriniformes, Leuciscidae. The record is from RefSeq and is a predicted model, not a curated record.
CGAAAGCAUAUAUUUCAAGCUUCGCCAUACUGACAAUUCAAAGCUCUAGCAAAACAAAAACCCCGUUUUCUUUCAGUCAGCAUUUCAUGCCUCAUUUUGAAAAUGGUAGGAAUCAGUGCACUGAAUUGUGUCCUUUUGGGGAAAACAGGAGUGGGGAAAAGUGCAGCAGGAAACACAAUACUGGGAAAAGAAGCUUUCAAAUCAAAGAAAAGCUUAAAAUCUGCAACUAAAGAUGUAGCUGUUGCAUCUGAGACCAUUUGUGGACAACAGAUCACUGUUUAUGACACACCUGGAUUAUUUGACCCUGAUCUGUCUGAAGAUGAAAUUCUACAAAAAUGGCAGAAGGUUCUGCAGAAAUGUGAAUUAGCCCCCUGUGCAUAUCUCCUGGUGAUCAAAGCUGACAGAUUCACUAAAGAAGAGAAAGAAACUGUGGAAAAGAUUGAGGAGGUCUUGGGACAAAACCGCUUGGAUAAAACCUGGAUUCUCUUCACCAGAGGAGACGAACUUGAGGAAGAAAACAUGACAAUAAAAGAAUUCCUUGAUGAGACUGAACCACUGAAGAAACUCGUUCAGAAAUACAAUCAGAGAUACUGUGUGUUCAACAACAAGAAGAAAGGACAUUUUGAACAAGUCAAAAAACUGCUUCGUUUUAUCAAUUUACGUUUCAGUCCGGGAUUCAAAACACGGAAGAGGAAAAUAUUAAAAACUGUUGAACCAGACACUCCUGCUGCUGUCAGUCCCUCAUCCAGACGCAUUGUUCUUCUGGGUAAAACUGGUGUUGGGAAGAGUGCAGCUGGAAACACAAUACUGGGAAAGAGAGAGUUCAAAUCUGUGGUGAGAAUGAAUGCAGUAACCAGUGAAUGUUCAGAUAAACACGACACUGUUUCAGGCAGAUCUGUGUCUGUAGUUGAUACUCCUGGAUUCUUUGACACAAAGAUGAAACCGGAAGAGUUAUUGAAAGAGAUAGGGAGAAGUGUUUAUUUAUCCAGUCCUGGACCGCACGCUUUUCUCAUUGUGUUCAGAGCAAAUGACAGAUUCACUGAACAGGAGCUGCAGAUUCCUCAGAUGAUUGAGACAUUGUUUGGUCAUGAGGUGUUAAAAUACUCCAUUGUUCUCUUCACUCAUGGAGAUCAGCUAGAAGGAGAGACAGUAGAGAAACUCAUGGAGGAGAACAGUGCUUUAAGGGAUCUAGUUCAGCAGUGUGGAGGCAGAUAUCACGUCUUCGACAAUAAAGAUAAGAAUAACAGAGAUCAGGUGAAUUAUCUGCUGAAGAAGAUUGACACAAUGAUAAAGCAGAAUGGAGGAGGGAACUACAGUAAUGAGAUGUAUGAAGAUGCUCAGAGAUUUAGGAGUGAUAAAUCAGGGAAUGGACUUUGUGCAUUUCUGUCCAAGUACUGGCCUCAUAUUUUAAUAGGAGCAGUUUUGGUGGGACUGGUUGCUGCUACUGGUGGAGCUCUUGCUGUUCACUGUGGGUGUAUAACCAUCAUUACUAUAACUGAAAGUGCUGCUAUAGGUGCUGCUGUAGGUGCUUUGGUUGGUGGUAGUUGUACAGCUGCUGUUUGCAAAUGUAAGCAUUAACAUUUAAUCUAAUGAUGACCUUAAUGUUAUACUGAUAUUAUCAUGAAUAAUUUGUAUAAUAUGAUUGAUUAUGUCUGGUUGUUAAAUCAGGAAAAUGUCUGGGCUGCAUGAAUCUUUAAUCUUCUCAAACAAUUUUUGAUUAAUUGAUCUUUUGACUCAUAAUUUGAUAUGUGUAGAGUAUCUCCGGUUGAUUUGGCGAAUGUAUAGAAUACUUAAAUAAUACUUUAAUUAUUAAUUAAUAAUACUUUAUUAUUAAUACUUAAAUUAAUAAUAAUAAAACCUAAUAAUUAUUAAUAUGGGGUUGGACCAGAUAAACUUUACAUAUUUAAAUAAAUCUCCCAAAAAGAGAUGAUAUAACUAUGUUUUACAGACAGGUUCAAAUGAGCUCAAUUGUAUAUCAGUACUCAAUCAAAACGGAGUCUAAUAAAAUUCUAAAAUAUCAAUUAGGUCUUUCAAAUAUCAACUCUAAGGAUAGUCCCUGAUGUGGAAUUAAUUUGUGAUCUGAUAAUCCGUUUGUUCCGCAAACUGAUCAUGCGAUCUUAAUCAAUUCUCACAGAAACGAUCUAUCUCAGAGACUCACAGGGAAGGCAAAUUCGGGCCAUGAAUAAAAACCUUCCUGUUUUACAAAGAUAGCCUCCUAGUUAAUAUUUUUUAAAGCUUGUGGUUUUGGAUCACAACAUCAAAGGGACUUGUACAUGAGCAAGAGACAAUUAAAUGAAUAUAAGGUAUUUAAUAACAUAAGCACUACAUAUACAGUUACUAGCAUAACGUUACAUGGAUAGAGGUAUAUACAAACAGAUAACAGGCAAAACACGGUAGGAGAUUUAAAAUGUAAGCAACAGUGUGUGUAAGAGAGAGAGAGAGAAGAGAAGAUCCAUUUGAAUCACAGUUGGCUAAAAUUCACCUGGACAGUUUAAACCUUUAAGACAACAUGGGAAAAAACACAAUUUUAAUGCUCUGAAAGCUCGAUAGAGGAAUAUACUUGCAUAAAAUGGUUCUCUUUAUGUUGCUGAAUAAGGCUGAGCAGGGUGACAGGCCUCGUCUCGGGUGUGUGUUGCGUCCAAGCGUCACAUGGUUUGGCAGAUGGUUCGGAGCGUGGACUUCCAAAGAAAGUUUAAAGGUCUUUGACGUUAAUAAGAAACAAUUCAGGCUAAGUUAAUUUACUCGUCUGUGGUUUUAAUUCAGUCCGCUAUGAAAGUGUCAAUGAAGCCAUUAGGAACAGACUUCCUGGAGCUCGCUGGUAAGUUACUAGCAUGGAAGUUAAAGGUUAAAAGCUUUCCAACUGUGGAUUUGAGUGAGCCCCCAACUGACACGGUCCAGAGACCCCGAAUAUUUGAGAUAGAGGGUUUAGUGUAAAGUUCACAUAAAUGGAAAAAUCUGACAUUCAACCUUUUUUACUUGUUCAAGAAAUGCAUUGUAUUGCAACUCGAGACACUGAUCACUGUAAAUUACUGUAAAUUCUUAUUUUUCUGCAUCAGUUUGCAAAAAAUAUACUGAUCACUGGCACUAUUUGCUGAGAAUUAAACUGAACUGAACUAAGAAAUCACUUCUUAUACCAAACUAAAUUAAUCAACUGAUGAUAUUCUCAAAUGAACUGAACUGACUAAGCUGAAUGAUGAUAAUAUUUUCCUUUUAAAGCAGAAUUGGACUGUUUGCAUUAGUGAUUUUUUUUUCCCUGUUUUUCACUGUAAAUCUGCAUUGAAACAAUCUGUUUCUUCAGAGAUUUAAUGUCUUAUCUUCAGUUGAUUUCAUCUAAGGAUGUGACUGAAGUCAGUUGUUGUUCUUGUGUUUUUCUUUUUUUCUGUUCUUGUUGUUUUACUUUCCUUUAGUGAUUCUGCUUGUUUUAUCAGUUAUCCAAUAAUGCUCAAUCAUCACUUUAUUGUAUUUGUGGACAUCAGGUUAAACUUUAUUUACCUUUAAGAAAGAAGGCAUGUUGUUUUAGUGGUCUGAAUGUCUGUAUUUUUAAGGAAAUUGAGCAGUUUUAUAGAAAAAUAGUGUGAUCAUUGUUCAAUUUUAUUGCAUUUUCUAAUAAUUUCCCAACUUAAAA